Messenger RNA from Drosophila takahashii, 2935 nucleotides. It is a transcript of the gene Mmp2, whose product is annotated as Matrix metalloproteinase 2. Gene Ontology annotation, cellular component: extracellular matrix. Lineage: Eukaryota; Metazoa; Arthropoda; Insecta; Diptera; Drosophilidae. Gene Ontology annotation, molecular function: zinc ion binding; metalloendopeptidase activity. The record is from RefSeq and is a predicted model, not a curated record. Gene Ontology annotation, biological process: proteolysis; extracellular matrix organization; collagen catabolic process.
UCACGGGAAUCGGGAAUCGGGAAUCCGUAUCGGGAAUAUACUAAAAAACGGGCGAACAAGGAAAGCCGUUCCUUUAUGCAGGCACUGCGUGCUAAUUAAUUGUGUUUCUGUGGCCCAGUGGCUAAUGUGCACUCGAUAUUGAAUUUAAAUUCAAUCCAGCCCAACCCAAUUCAACGCCCCCUGCUCCUGUUUUCCCCACUGUUCGUAUAUUCGUAUGCGUCAUAUGUAAAAGAGCGGAAAAAGGGCGAAAAGGAGAGAGAAAGCCAAGGCAAGGAAAGAAGCAGUGGCCACAACAAAAGCAGCAAACACAGAACAAGAAGGCAAAACAGAGCAACAACAACGGCACCCCCACCCCCCACAUUGCUCCAUCCGUUGUUUUUGUUGCUGCUGCAGCUGUUUUUAUGCUGCCGGCUAUUUGUGUGUGUGCCACCAAUGCGCAUGUGUGUCUGUGUCAACCCCCGCGGACAAAAAGACAACAACGAAAAUAAAAUAAAAGUGAAAAGUUUAAUUCCCUGUUUACCAAUACGAAUUGUUAUUCCGGCGCAAGAAUAGGGCCUCGAAAAAAAUAAAGAUAAAUAGUUGUGAUCCACCCGAGUGAUCGCGGAAAAGUGUCAAGUGUUCUUCGCAUCAAGAAAGAAAGAGAGGUGAAAAAGCUAAAGAAAUGUGUUCCACAUGUGUCGUCGCCAUCCUGCUCGCACUCGUUGCCCUGUCCUCGGGCAUCCAGGACCUGUCCCUCCCACACCAAAGAUCUCCACCCACCUCUGAACAGCUGGACAUGCAGGCAACCAAGCCCGGAAAAACAAAGCCAGUCUCCCAAGAUGAUAUGUACAAUUACCUCAUGCAGUUUGAUUACCUGCCCAAGUCGAACCUGGAAUCGGGUAAUCUGCUCUCCGACCAGAAGCUGACAGAUGCAAUCCGGAGUCUCCAGUCUUUUGGCAACAUUCCAGUUACGGGCCAAAUCGACUCGGCAACGGCCCGGCUAUUAAAGCAACCUCGAUGCGGCGUGGGCGACCAGAAGUCCGCCAAUAGCUUCUCGCCAGAUAAUCUGUAUCACGACAGUGGCUACGGAGUUCGGGUGCGGCGAUAUGUUCUUCAGGGACCCAAAUGGUCGAGGACGGAUCUUACGUGGAGCCUGGUCAACCAGACGAUGCCAGAUGCCUCAAAAGUCCGGAUGAUGGUGAGCCGUGCCCUGAGCGUUUGGGAGAACAACUCGAAGCUGACUUUCCGGGAGGUCUACAGCGACCAGGCCGACAUACAGAUAGUCUUUGCACGACUCCAGCACGGCGAUGGCUAUAAAUUCGAUGGACCUGGUCAGGUGCUGGCCCACGCCUUCUAUCCCGGCGAGGGGCGUGGCGGAGAUGCGCACUUCGAUGCGGACGAGACAUGGGACUUCGAUGGCGGAGCCGACGAUAGUCGAGGCACCAAUUUUCUGAACGUGGCCCUGCACGAACUGGGUCACUCCCUGGGACUGGGCCACUCCUCGGACACGAAUGCGAUCAUGUUUCCGUGGUACCAGAACAACGAGGUGAACGGCCAGCUGCCCGACGACGAUCGCCAUGGCAUCCAGGAGCUGUACGGCUCGAAGGAGAAGACCUGGGGACCCUAUAGACCCCGUCCCACGACCACCACAACCACGACGACCAUGCGUUCGUUGAACUACUACCCGGAGAAACCAGCCAACAGACCCCGGUAUAAUCCCAACAAGGAUUGGGAGCGGGCCAGAGAGCGCCAGGAGCUGGAACGGAGGCGCCAGGAGCAGGAGCGUCAAGAGCAGGAGGAUCGUCGCCGGGAACGGGAGCGGCAACGGGAGCGGGAACGGGAGCAGGAACGUGAGCAGGAACGAGAGCGGGAUAGGCAGGAGAGGGAGCGGGUGCGGCUGGAAAUGGAACGGGCGAAUCGGGAGCGGAUUACAACAACCACCAGGAGAUCCACUAGGCCAUACCAAAAUGGAGGGCACCGGCAGAACCACCACCACAGCAAACCGCGUAAGCCCAAGCCGGACACCUGCAUGACCUACUACGACGCCAUCUCGAUGAUUCGCGGCGAACUUUUCAUCUUCCGAGGACCGUUCCUUUGGCGCAUUGGAGCAUCGGGUCUGUAUCCUGGUUAUCCUACGGAGACCAGGAGGCACUGGUCUGCUCUUCCCGAAAAUCUCACCAAAGUGGAUGCGGUAUAUGAAAACAAACAGCGACAGAUUGUGUUCUUCAUUGGUCGUCAGUACUAUGUGUUCAACUCGGUGAAUCUGGCUCCUGGCUUCCCAAAACCUCUAGCUAGUCUGGGUCUGCCGCCCACUCUGACCCACAUCGACGCCUCCUUCGUUUGGGGCCACAACAAUAGAACCUACUUGACCAGCGGCACUCUCUACUGGCGCAUCGACGACUACACCGGUCAAGUGGAGCUGGACUAUCCGCGGGACAUGAGCAUCUGGUCGGGAGUGGGCUACAACAUCGACGCGGCCUUCCAGUAUGUGGAUGGAAAGACGUACUUCUUCAAGAACCUGGGGUACUGGGAGUUCAACGACGACCGCAUGAAGGUGGCCCAUGCCAGGACCAAAUUGUCGUCUCGCAAAUGGAUGCAGUGCGCCCGGAAUGCCAACGAGGUGGAUGACGAGCAGCGUUGGACGGCUUCCUUGGUAUCUGGGGAGAGUGAAGGCGACGGGAGCGAAGGAACGGGGAGGAGUGGCGCCAGGGAGCAAAGGACUAGCCUCUUCCUGCUCUCAGUCCUCCUGUUAGUCACCACGAUCUGGCGGAGUUAAGAUUGGAUGAAAGGUUUAGGCUAAGCAAUCCCUAGCAUUAACAGCCUUGGUUCGACUCGUAUUUUUCAUAAAGAAGAAAAGUUUCUAUAAGCCAAAUUAAAUAUUAUCCCUUUUAUGGUUUUUUCUGAGACAUUGAUGAAAAUAAAACAGUUUUAUAAAUGGUAAGACAUAAAUUGGAAA